Nematostella vectensis (starlet sea anemone) is the source of this 1531-nucleotide messenger RNA. Its product is annotated as nicotinamide N-methyltransferase. Gene Ontology annotation, molecular function: N-methyltransferase activity. NCBI's taxonomy places the organism in Eukaryota, Metazoa, Cnidaria, Anthozoa, Actiniaria, Edwardsiidae. The transcript has a single exon. The record is from RefSeq and is a predicted model, not a curated record. Gene Ontology annotation, cellular component: cytosol. The coding region runs from base 517 to 1302 and encodes 261 amino acids.
CUAGAAAUUUCAUUUGAUUAUUUAACAAAUGUCCAUUCUUCAAACGAGUAUUCGAAUUAUCGAAUGGACUAAUGUCUCUUUCCGGUUCGUCGCGUGCACGAAAUCGAGAAAUCGGCCAAAAUUCGAACCACUGCUGUUUCUUAGCCAAGCCUAGAGGUUACAAAAGGUUUGUCAGAAUUUAUCAGGGGGUUUUAUUUACACAUAAAACGACAAAAAGUCUGAUUUGACUGUUAAAAAAUAUUUUUUGAUAUUAAAAAUGAAGAAAUAAAUUUUAGAACAUAUGAAAAGUGCUAAAAAUACAUAUAAACUUUAAAAUCAUAAAGAAUUUAAACAGUUUAAAAAGUAAAUCCAGUCCACCAGUUCAAUUCCGGAUCCUCGUUUAUAUGCACAUCUCGAUUUUUACAUAUCGAGACCCAAAAAGCAAAUAUGUUUACUGAACAAUGAAAGUUCACGGUCUACCUGCGUGUGUGAAAUGAACCGAGAAAGCGAGAAAACACAUCCCGUACGACUACGACAAUGGCUGCGACUAUGAACACGACGAAUAACUACGAUCUGUUCGACGCAGCUAUUUACAACGCCAGAAUCUUCGACAGUCCAAAGACUUCUUAUUACUAUAGACCCGCUUUGAGGAAUUAUCACAACUUUUGGAAGAAUUUAGGCAACGAAUUGAAAGUUAUGGAGUUCGGCGGAGGCCCAACAAUUUAUUCCCUAGUCAGUGCCUGCACGCACGCAAAGGGCAUCACCUUUUGCGAGUACAACAAGAACAACAGAGCAGCAGUAUCUGCAUGGCUAGAGAAAAAGAAGGAAGCUUUUGAUUGGAGCAACUUGUUUGAGUAUAUCGUUUGUGAGUUGGAAGGAAAAAGCAAAGACGAAGCGUUGAAGCGGCAAGACGAAUUAAGAGAGAAAAUCAAAAUAAUCUUGCCAUGCGAUGUCAAGGAAGAUGACAUAGUUAAGUUUCCUGAAGGCAGCCAAGAUACAAGACCACCAUUUGAUGUUGUUUCGUCGAGCCUAUGUCUAGAAGUUGCUGUAGAAAGUGACGCUGAGUACGAAAUGGUGGUAGCUAAACUUGCAAACUUCGUCAAACCCGGUGGCUACCUUAUCAUGCAGGGAGUGCUCAAUGAAAGUCAUUACACGGUGAAUGGCGUGAUGUUUCACUCGUUUCCCUUGACCAAGGAGCUGAUAGUGCGAAGUAUUGAAAUGGCAGGAAUGACCGGAAUUGAAUUUAAGAAACACGAGUGCAAAGAUGACUCUAAGGAUAGUGAUCAUGACGGGCUAUACUUUGUCUCAGGAGUUAAAGUGUAAUUCAGAGAACAAAUGGCGGGGUAUGCGUUAGUUAACCCGGCAUAAUCGGUGACAAUUGAAGUAAGUGAUAGCUGAUAGAGAUUUAGACGGCACCACACACCACAGUGUCCAUAUCUUAACUAGUUUUUAUAUGAUUUCUGUAUAUCUGUUAUAUGAUGCCUGUAGCACUACUGCUCAGCAGAAAUCUGAUAUUCAUUGUUUUGUUGAACCAAUAAAUGGAGGAAAUAUC